Clupea harengus (Atlantic herring) is the source of this 1895-nucleotide messenger RNA. It is a transcript of the gene st3gal2, whose product is annotated as ST3 beta-galactoside alpha-2,3-sialyltransferase 2. The record is from RefSeq and is a predicted model, not a curated record. Lineage: Eukaryota; Metazoa; Chordata; Actinopteri; Clupeiformes; Clupeidae. Gene Ontology annotation, molecular function: beta-galactoside (CMP) alpha-2,3-sialyltransferase activity. Gene Ontology annotation, cellular component: membrane. Gene Ontology annotation, biological process: sialylation.
UGGCACUGGUGCGAGACUCUGGGCUUGGCAGGCGAGGGAGCCCUCCGUGGCUUGGCAGAGGAGGAGGAACCACUGUGGCACAUUUCAGAAGCAUUCUGCAACGGCCUGGCGUGACGGACUGAGGAGGAAGAGGGAGAACUGUUUCUCUCUCUCUCUUGCGUGUCCCUGUCUCUGUGACCGUGUGUGUGUGUGUUCUCUCUGACCUCAGACGCUCCGUGGACCGGUGUGUGUGUGUGUGUCCGCCUGCAGGCUGAGUGAGCCUGGGCACAAGGUGGGGACGGUGGCAGGGGCCGGCGUAUGGCAGUGGGGGGGGCGCGUGUCGCCAGGGGAGGGUCGGGGCGGCUGGGGGUGGGGGGCAUGGGUGCGGACACAGAGGCCCGGGGAUCUGCGCCCGCUGCUGGGGGCGGCGGGGGAGAGGACCAGCCGUGUGGGGGGCAUGCGCUGCUCCCUGCGUGUGUGGGUGCUGCUGGCAUCCCUCGCCUUGCUGUUCCUCACCUCACUGCUGUUCUCGCUGUCGUUGCGGGGAGGCGCUGCUGCGCUGCCCUACCUGGACUCGGAGGGCUGGGAGGAGUCGCGGCGGGUCAAGCUGGUGCCCAACUACGCCGGCGCGCACAGGCCCGGGCCGCUGGACAGCGCCCAGCAGAAGACCUGCGCCUGCCCGCGCUGCGUGGCCGACCCGGGCGUCUCCGACUGGUUCGACGAGAACUACGACCCUGACAUCUCACCCGUGUGGACGCGAGACAACAUCCAGCUGCCAUCAGACGUCUACUACUGGUGGGUGAUGCUCCAGCCCCAGUUUAAGCCCCACAGUAUCCAACAGGUGCUGCUGCGGCUCUUCCAGGUGAUCCCCGGCCGCUCCCCCUACGGCUCCUGGGACCCUGGCCGCUGCCUGCGCUGCGCCGUGGUGGGGAAUUCUGGGAACCUGCGCGGGGCCGGAUACGGACCAGUCAUCGACAGACACAACUAUAUCAUGAGGAUAAACCUGGCACCCACCGUGGGCUAUGAGGAGGACGUGGGCAGCCGAACUACCCACCAUUUCAUGUACCCGGAGAGUGCCAAGAACCUGGCGGCCAACGUGAGCUUCGUCCUGGUGCCCUUCAAGACACUGGACCUGCUCUGGAUCACCAGCGCUCUCUCCACUGGGCAGAUCCGCUUUACUUAUGCGCCUGUGAAACAGUUUCUGCGAGUGGACAAAGACAAGGUUCAGAUCUUCAACCCGGCCUUCUUCAAGUACAUCCACGACCGCUGGACCCGGCACCACGGCCGCUACCCCUCCACUGGCAUGCUGGUCCUGUUCUUCGCCCUGCACGUGUGUGAUGAGGUGAAUGUAUUUGGCUUCGGCGCCGAUAGCCGAGGAAACUGGCACCACUACUGGGAACAGAACCGCUAUUCGGGAGAGUUCCGCAAGACGGGGGUCCACGAUGCCGACUACGAGGCCCAGAUCAUUGACUCUCUGUCCAAAGCCGGCAAGAUCACCAUCUUUCCCGGAAAAUGAGGACAAGAGGGGUCGGGAUGAGGAGAGUGGAUGAACUGAAACACCUACCACCCCACACACUAUCUUUAAAAGCAGACUGUGCUUCAUCCGCCAGACUGUGUCUUGAGGAACUCUUCCAUUGAUGUUGUAUGUGCUUUGGACUGAGAGGGCUCCAAAAACCAGUCCUAAUCAGGACUAAGUGACUCAUGUGCCCUGCCCUCAGUGGACAGGCAGUACUCUCCUGUGAUUGGUGGCCUACCUCAACACUAAAGAAGACGUGGGCCAGACUGUGGAGCUUCCACCCCUCUUUUUCACUACUCUAUGACCUGUGGACACGUUAGUAACAGCAGAGACAUGGAGGACAACCACCGCCCACCACUCCCACACCUCUCCCGUUGAGUCCUGGGGGGGGGGGGGGGGG